Messenger RNA from Pelecanus crispus (Dalmatian pelican), 1265 nucleotides. The record is from RefSeq and is a predicted model, not a curated record. Lineage: Eukaryota; Metazoa; Chordata; Aves; Pelecaniformes; Pelecanidae.
AUGUCCCUCGCGCCCCUCUGCUGGGAAAAUCUUUUCAUAGCACCCUUCUGAGGCUUACCAGUGCUCUUCGUUCUUCACAGGAACGCUGACAAUGAGACCAGCUCCUCUACGUCAACCAGUGAUCAGAGCAGGCAUCCUUUUGAGAACGUGGAUCAGCACUUAUUCACCUUGCCACAGGGCUAUGGCCAAUUUGCCUUCGGGAUCUUUGAUGACAGCUUUGAGUUUCCGUUUGGGUCCAAUGUGCAGUCGGAAGACAACAGGGACUCUGAGAACCGGAGGGAGCGAGAGCAUCAGUCUCGGCAUCGAUACGGUGCCAGGCAGCCUCGAGCCCGUCUCGCCACACGCCGUGCCGCUGGCAGGCACGAGGGAGUUCCCACGCUAGAAGGAAUUAUCCAGCAGCUGGUCAAUGGAAUUAUUGCACCUGCAACAAUACCAAACCUAGGACUAGGUCCUUGGGGAGUCUUGCAUUCAAAUCCAAUGGACUACGCAUGGGGUGCCAACGGCUUGGAUGCAAUUAUUACGCAGUUACUAAAUCAGUUUGAAAACACUGGACCACCGCCAGCAGACAAAGAAAAGAUCCAGGCCCUCCCCACCGUACAGAUCGCACAGGAACACGUAGAUUCUGGGUUAGAGUGUCCUGUGUGUAAAGAAGACUAUACAGUCGGUGAAAAUGUCCGACAGUUACCUUGCAAUCACCUAUUCCACAACAGCUGCAUAGUCCCUUGGCUGGAACAGCAUGACACGUGUCCUGUGUGCCGGAAAAGCUUAAGUGGACAAAACACUGCCACAAACCCCCCAGGACUCACGGGCAUGAACUUCUCAUCGUCAUCCUCCUCCUCUUCCUCCAGCUCACCAAGUAACGAAAACUCAUCGAACAACUCAUGAAUCUUAAUCCAACCCUCUGUCCCUGGGGCCCUGUCCAUUGUCCUUCCUCCCUCCCCAGCCAACGUAAGCAACGAAAGGGGCUUCCAGAGCAGAGCGAGGGGAGGGUAGCAAGGGGAAAGCAGCCUCCCCAGGAUUCCCUUUUUGAGUUCUGAAGACACAGAGACUCUGGGUCCUUCACAGAUGAGAAGCCUCAAGUUCUGUGAUGGGGGGAAAGAGCUCUGUCUGUUAAUAAAAACACCCAUGUGCUGCGUGGACUUUUAACCGUUGUGGUGAAAGGCUGCUGCGCUCCACAGAUGGGAAACCCGAGGUGCUGAGCUAGCGGUUGCAAUUCUGAACGGAAAGGUUGUUUGUAUGGUUUUGAAUUUGAGAUUCUUUUCUUU